This is a messenger RNA of Drosophila obscura, 1093 nucleotides long. RefSeq names its product carbonic anhydrase 2-like. The transcript has 5 exons. Lineage: Eukaryota; Metazoa; Arthropoda; Insecta; Diptera; Drosophilidae. Gene Ontology annotation, cellular component: cytoplasm. The coding region runs from base 120 to 998 and encodes 292 amino acids. The record is from RefSeq and is a predicted model, not a curated record. Gene Ontology annotation, molecular function: zinc ion binding; carbonate dehydratase activity.
GUGCAUCGGAGGCCGUAAAAGUAGCAGCAGCAACAGCUGCCAGUCCGCUAGUACUAAGCGAUCUAUGAAAGCAAUUCCCGUCAUCAAAAAAAAAAAAAAUAAUAUUCUAACCAAAAAAGAUGCCAAAAUUAAUAAUUAUUCAAACACUUAGACUAUUUCUGCCUCUGGCCUAUGCACAGGAGUCACCACCACAAAUUAAUGCUGUGAUACACUGGGACUACAAUUUGCACGGCGAGGACUGGCCUGGCAUAUGCCACACGGGCUGGCAGCAAUCCCCCAUCAAGUUGGACGUUAAAACAGCGGUAGACCAUCGCUUGCCAAGGAUUAAUUUGGUCAACUACAAUACGAAACUCAGAGGCCCACUCAUUUUGGUGAACAAUGGUCAUUCGGCCAACAUGGAAAUACACGAAACGCUGAAGAACGAGAAACCCUAUAUAUCUGGUGGCUGGCUCAAGGGUAAAUACUUGGCGGAUGGUGUCCAUUUCCAUUGGGGUUCCUCUUUGUUUCGGGGCGCCGAGCACUGGAUCAACAAUGAUCGCAAGGAUUUGGAAAUGCAUAUCGUCCAUAGGAACUCCAAAUAUUCGGAUCUCAGUGAAGCCGUCAAGCACAGCGAUGGUGUCGCUGUCCUUGCAGUUCUUUUCCACUCUGAAGAGUUUCCAGUUCACACUAUUAAGGGCAUCGACAAAAUCGUCGCUCAACUGAAGGCAAUCAGAAAAUUCGAAGCGGAAGCAAAUAUCGCGGGUAGCUUCAGUUUGAGCCAAUUACUGGAAAACCUCGAUACCGGAAAGUUCUUCACGUACAAGGGCUCCCUGACGACGCCCGAUUGCCAGGAGGCCGUCAUCUGGACGGUGUUUGCCCAGACCCUGGCCAUAAGUAAAGCUGCGCUGAAGAAAUUCUGGAAGCUGCAGAACUUUGAGGGUCAGCCAAACAGGCCAAACUUUCGAUAUGCCCAGAAUGUGAAUGGCAGAACCGUGUACUAUCGAAAACCGAAAGACUAAUCAAUCCAUGGAUAGAUUUUGUGCUCCCCAAGGAAUAUACAAAUAAUAAACUCUGCCUCUCUGUUCAAAGGCCAACAGUCAAAGGGCACCAGCCA